Messenger RNA from Blastomyces dermatitidis ER-3, 2842 nucleotides. RefSeq names its product MFS multidrug transporter. The record is from RefSeq and is a predicted model, not a curated record. Bases 959 to 2575 code for a protein of 538 amino acids. Gene Ontology annotation, molecular function: transmembrane transporter activity. The transcript is spliced from 6 exons. NCBI's taxonomy places the organism in Eukaryota, Fungi, Ascomycota, Eurotiomycetes, Onygenales, Ajellomycetaceae. Gene Ontology annotation, biological process: transmembrane transport.
CCACCACCACCACCACCAACCAUAGUGACCACCACCACCACAGUGACCACACUGGCCUUGAGUUGGUCCAACGACUGGUGCACAGUCCUUUCGUCCUGCGCUGGCGCUCAGCCCAACCGUGUGGACCUUGGGGUUUUUGGAUGGUCAGGGUCAACCUUUUAUCUUUUAGAGAGAUUCCGGCCUUGUCUCCGGAAUAACCAACUGACAAACGAAGGGACACUUUGUGUGUUAUUAUUCUAGUAGCUCAGUCGUUCGUGAAAUCAGAGAGCAAAGCAUGUGUAUGAUAGUUAAUGCACAGACCCCUGGAAGCUCGCGCCCGGAGCGAGAACCAUGCAGUUACAAGCUUGAUGAGUUUGGAGAGCAACAACUUACAAGUUGCCAACAACGGGUCCAUUGCAAGGAGAAUUGCCGAAUAAGGCCCACAAUAAAGUCAAAUACCAGAUGCUUCUGGCAAACUGUGCUGGCUGAAUUUUCUCUGCCAAGGUUUUAUCCCAGACGAUGGACUAGCUAUCCCCUAAGUCCCGGCUUGUCUCCUGCCGAGAGGAUUAGCGGGGAAGGAGAGGGAUAAGCUUCUGUCAAGCAAUUUACUUGGAUUUGUGCAUUUGUGCAUUUUGCGAUCAUCUAACCGGCUUGACUUAUUAAUUCAUACCCUCUUUUCUUUUCCCGUUUUGAUGCUUCGGUUGAAUUAGCCUUCUUGACAAGGAAAUUCACUUUUGUUCUGAUCGCUGUACUCUGUAUGGGAGCUCGACUUUGCUACCUUACAUUGGACUUCCCCCGCCGUUUUCCUUGGACCCUAUUUUGACCCUUCAACCCUCGCUUUCCGCGCUUUCUAGGUCAAGGGCGUGGGAACAGGAGAACUUUUGAUGGCUUGGAGCUCUUUUUUUCCAUUCUCAUCCAAUUUAAAAAAUAACUGGAAUAUCAACAUUGAUAUUUGCCGCCAACAAACCUCGGCGGCCCAAUGAUUGCCAGUGACAAAGCGUCAACGAUAGUUGAACCUAGCCCCGAUGAUGCUGUGACACUGUCGGGCAAUGCUACAUCGCGGCCAUCUUCCCCUGCAAAUAAGCAUGCUAUAUCCGUGAGUAUGGCAGAUGUCGAUAAAGGGCCGACCUUACCCAGUAGCGGUGAGGUCGGAUCUCAAUAUCACGAUCGUCCCCUAUCAGGCGGAGAGCCCAUGGAUUCAAACAAGGUCGACUGGGAUGGACCGGACGAUCCAAUGAACCCUUACAAUUGGCCGACGACCAAGAAAGUCGGCAUCGUGGUAGGAAUAGCGCUGAUUACUUUCUUAACGCCCCUGGGAUCCUCCAUCUUUGCCCCUGGGACUGCGGAGGUCAUGACCGAGUUCAAAACGAAUAACCUGGAACUUGCUUCCUUCGUCAUGUCUGUCUAUCUGCUAGGUUAUGCAUUUGGCCCGCUAAUUAUUGCCCCUCUCUCCGAACUGUAUGGGCGCAUGUAUCUAUAUCAUGCCUGCAAUGUUCUUUUUAUUGUCUUCAACGUUGCUUGCGCUGUUGCCCCGAGAUUAGAUUCACUUAUCGUCUUUCGGUUUUUCGCCGGCGCGGCAGGUAGCUGCCCCUUAACAAUCGGUGCAGCUUCACUAGCGGAUAUGAUUAAACAAGAAAAGAGAGGAGCCGCCAUGGGUGCUUGGGCUCUUGGACCGCUAAUCGGUCCUGUUGCGGGCCCAAUUGCGGGAGGAUACUUGACUGAGUCGAUGGGGUGGCGGUGGACAUUCUGGAUUCUUGCUAUAGCUUCCGGUGCUGUCGCCGUCAACACCUUUGUCUUUAUGAGUGAAUCGUGUCACUCCAUUCUGUUGGAACAGAAAAGGAAGCGACUCGUCAAAGAAACUGGCAACCAAAAUCUCAAAUCCGUCCUUGACACAGGUAAAACGUCCAAAGAACUAUUCCUCUUCGCCAUUGUUCGGCCAACCAAAAUGCUGUUCCUGUCUCCUAUUGUGUUCCUACUAUCUCUCUACAUGGCUCUCGUCUACGGCUAUCUUUACCUACUUUUCACAACCUUCUCGAGUGUGUUUGUAGGGCAAUACAAUUUCUCUACAGGAAGCGCCGGACUUGCAUUCUUAGGGAUUGGUGUGGGGUCACUCAUAGGCCUCGCCUUCAGCUCAGCAUUGUCAGAUCGCAUCCUUCAAAACCUCGCGAAAAAGAAUAACGGCGAAAUGAAGCCCGAGUACAGAGUCCCACUUAUGAUUCCAGGAGGCCUCUGCGUCCCAAUCGGAUUAUUCUGGUACGGCUGGACGGCCGAGAAGGGCAUGCACUAUGUCGUACCGAUCUUUGGCACUAGUUUUUUGGGUAUUGGUAUGAUCAUGGUAUUUAUGACCGGAUCAACGUAUCUUGUCGACGCUUUCACCGUACAUGCUGCCAGCGCCAUGGCUGCCACCACUGUCUUCCGCUCCCUAGGAGGUGCACUGCUGCCCCUCUGUGGCUUGAAAAUGUACAGCUCCUUGGGCCUUGGUUGGGGCAACUCUCUGCUGGGAUUCAUUGCGCUGGCAAUGACGCCGAUUCCUUGGGCCUUCUACCGGUAUGGGGAAAGAGUGAGAACGAGCAAAAGAUUCCGUGUGAACUUUUAGACACGAGAUGAGUUGGUGUUUUGGAAGGCAAAAUUUUUCUUUUUCGGGAGUCACCUCUUUUGUUUCUUUGUUAAUAUUUAUUCUCUUUGAACAAAAAUCUACAAUAUACGCAAGGGAAAAGGUGGGAAAGAGAUAUGUAUAUCAUUUUAUAUCAUUUUUCAUUAUAGCUGGCGUCGAAUUGGAUUAGAUAGAUGUCCAUAGCUUUAUGAUAAUACCCUCGCAUAUACCAUACAUACAUUUAUUCUCUCCUUUUAUCCCGCUCGUGAA